Molecule: messenger RNA, 1339 nt
Organism: Hydra vulgaris (swiftwater hydra)
Lineage: Eukaryota; Metazoa; Cnidaria; Hydrozoa; Anthoathecata; Hydridae
Product: protein tyrosine phosphatase type IVA 1
Biological process (GO): protein dephosphorylation
Cellular component (GO): nucleus; cytoplasm
Molecular function (GO): protein tyrosine phosphatase activity
Source: RefSeq, a predicted model, not a curated record
UGGAAUUUAUUGUUUUUGAUAUCACAAGUCGUAAUAACACAUUUUGUAACGAGUAGCAGUUUAUUUCUUUAACGACCAAAAGCACCGUCUGUUUACUCUAUGAUAACUUAUAGUUAUAGUUAAGUACAUACAUCUAUUAUUGCAUAUGGUGAAAUUUAUAAACUUCUGGAAAGUUUGUACAUGUAUGGAGCUUUUCUUAUCUGAAGACAGUGGAUAUUGGUGUGAAGCUCAACACUGACUGAUUUCAGUAAUUUGUGGAUGUAAUCUUUUUGAAAAUAACCACCUAAAUAAUCUGCUAUUUCUAAUACGUGAGGAAAAUUACCAAAUAUUUUACAUACUGUCAAAUAAAUUUCUGUUGAGAAAUAGAUACCUAUCUUUCUUAAGCCUUGUUUCUUCCAUAACGUAAAUUGUAUUGGAAAUUUAGGUAUUUCAAUAAAACUAUAUACUUAUUUAUUUUGAAACUGAACUGCUAUGAGAAUGCCAGCACGAAACCGUAUGUUACCGAAUUUUGGUCACUGCUUAGUUGAGUAUAAAGAUAUGCGAUUUUUAAUUAUGGAUCGUCCUUCAAAAUCUAAUAUUGUGCAGUUUGUUGAGGAGUUGAAGAAAUGUGAUGUACACGAUGUCAUAAGAGUUUGUGAGCCAACCUAUAACAGCGAUUUAUUAAUUAAAGAAGGAAUCAAUGUUACUGAUUGGCAGUUUGAUGAUGGUGCAGCUCCUCCACGAAAUGUUGUUGAUGCUUGGUUAGAACUACUAAAGUCUCGUUUUCAUGAGCAUCCAGGAACAACAAUUGCCAUUCAUUGUGUUGCUGGUUUAGGAAGAGCACCUGUUUUAGUUGCCAUUGCCCUUAUUGAAGCUGGUAUGAAAUAUGAAGAUGCAGUCAACCAUAUUCGUAAAAAUCGUAGAGGAGCUAUCAAUAGUAAGCAGCUUGAAUACCUUGAAAAAUACAAACCUCAUAAAAUAUUAAAUAAUAAAGAUAAGUCUGGGUGUUGUUUACAAUGAACCUUCAUUGUGAGAGUAACCAAAAAAACUAUGAUAUUUGAUGUACUCCGACAUCCUUUUGGAGGUACUUUGCUCUUUUUAUUUAAAGGUUAACACUAAAGUACUGAACAGAUCAGGUACUUGAUGAUUGAAUCCAUCAACAAUUUUUUUAUAUUCAGAUGUAUUUCGGAUUAUGUUCUUGUGUGUUUGACUUUCUUAACACUAUUAUGAAGGCUAAAGUAUUGACUAAUGAAUGAAAAAUGAAUUAUUUAAUACGUAAAAUUUAAUUCCAUAAAUAAUUUUGUAAAAAUUUAAUAUAAAGAAGUAGUAUAUUGUUUACAAAUAAAUUAAAUUAAAAUAG